Messenger RNA from Mucor mucedo, 2281 nucleotides. RefSeq lists its product as uncharacterized. NCBI's taxonomy places the organism in Eukaryota, Fungi, Mucoromycota, Mucoromycetes, Mucorales, Mucoraceae. Gene Ontology annotation, biological process: regulation of DNA-templated transcription. Gene Ontology annotation, cellular component: nucleus. The transcript has 3 exons. Gene Ontology annotation, molecular function: zinc ion binding; DNA-binding transcription factor activity, RNA polymerase II-specific. Bases 9 to 2234 code for a protein of 741 amino acids. The record is from RefSeq and is a predicted model, not a curated record.
GAAUUAAAAUGGCAACCAAACGUAAAGGAAAGACAGUUCCGUGCGAAGGUUGCCGAGAAAGAAAAAAAAAAUGUUCUGCCGGUCAACCUUGUGAAAGAUGUAAACGAUUAGGAAUUCCUUGUCAAUACCUCAAACCAGUCGCACCACCGAGAAUAGAAUGUGUAGAAUCAGUCAACAGUCAGGAAAUUCAGCUUCGUGUCCAAGCAAUGGAAGACAUUAUGAGAGCAAUGGAGAAAGAAAUGUUCUUAUUAAAAUCACCUCUUGUUACCAAACAACACGACUUUCAACCAGAUAACGCUCUAUCUGACGAAGGCUCGGAUAAAAGUAUUGUUAUGGACGAUAGCAAAUCAAUAACGAAGUUGAACAAUAAUAUUGCAGCAAAGUGGGAGCUACAAUUCGGAAAAGAUGGAGGCUUCUCGAUUAAUACCGACAUUCAAUCUUAUACAAGUCUAUUAAGACACAUCGAAGCACUAAGCACUGAAUCUGCAUUCUGUCCGAUUAUAAGACAGCCCAUGUUGGCAUCCUUAUCAGUAGGCGAUGGAUUUUUGCACAAAAAUAUGGUUUCUACUGUCUUACGGAAAGGCAAUUUCCGGAUAACGAUUGCAUCAAUACAGAAGACACAACUCAAACAAAUACCACAGUUUAUUGAGCCGCCUCCCGUCUUACUUCAGCAAAAAGGUUUAUCCUUACAACUUGUUCAAACCUAUUUUGCCUGUAGAUUUUUGCAUCGAGUUAUAUUUCAUCAAGCAACGUUCUAUGACCUAUUUGUCAACAACUAUGCCGACCCGGAGUCAUCACCUGUCGUAUGCGCAUUAUCUGCCGCUGUUUUGACUAUGCGCUGUAAACAUAUCAUGAAUAUGGUGCCUUACGAUCAACAAAUGGAGUUGGGUGAGUAUUUUUUUAAUAAGGCAAGGCAAGCCGUGUCUUUACAGUUCGACGAAGCCACGAUAGAAACCAUGAUCGUGUAUCUCCACAUGGCUUUAUACAAAUCCAACUUGUUGCGACCCCAAGAAGCCCAUGUAUAUUUAGACAUGGCAAUUCGAAUCCGACAAAUCUUGGCCGAAGAUACUUUUAAACAUCCACCGACUAGUUCAGAAUCAAAGUCUCAGUACGCGGGGGAAUAUGAAAAUUUUAAACGUCUACAUGCUGGAUUUCAAGACGCUGUUCGUUUUAUUCAAUUUGUAAAUAAUCAACGAGGUGUGCCUGUUAAAAGUAAAAACAGACCACCCAGACAAGAGAAGCCAUUCCAAAAAGUAUUUCGGUCUAUCUGUGCUGAAGAAUAUAAACCAACAGCGAUGCCGGAUGAACCUCAACAGACUGUUCGAGCCAUCAUGAAAGAGAAUUACCUAAAUUAUAUAUCGGGCGUUGUCGGGCCGUAUUUUCGCCGUGUACGGUUCGGUCAAGAAGAAAUGAUCCCCUUGUCCUUUCUGCUGAAAACCGAACAAGAUUUACAUCACGUCUACAACCAUAAAUUACCGCUGGAGUAUAGAUUAUCACAUUCCAUUUUUGAAGAUGGCUUAAGUGAUGUAGAAUUCAGGAGACGUUUACAAGAUGAUACCCGAUGUGACGCAGUUACUGUUUCCAUAGCAACAAGAUUUCACCAGUCUUUAUUGGCUUUGCAUGAACCGUUUUUACCAGUGAUGAAACGGCCGCCUGUCCUGGCCGAACUCUCCAUGUUACAAGAGGAUGCCCCUCCACCACCACCGCCAAAAAAAAGAAAACGAAAAUCCAAAGUUUACAAUUCACCCGGCGAAACGUCCCUCUCAUCAACCCAUUCAAUAUCCUCAUCGUCAUCAGAAGAUUCUGACGACUAUGACGACAAUGAAAUCAUAUCUGCACAUUCGUUAAGGGCCCAAGACAUUUGUCAUAAAGGUGCCAUCACGGUAAUUCGACUAUUAGAAUAUCAAUGUAUGACAUUAGGAUCAUGCACCAUACCAAUAGCCUCUUUGUUAUGUGCUUGGGACAUCCUGAUACGAGAUUCAUGUUUGGGAAUGACUUUAGAUGAUUUAAAAGAGUCUGGUGCCAGUGAUUACCUUACACCCAAUGACAUACGGCUGGCUCGUGAAUAUGCAGUGCGAUGUAUUGAAGUCUUGAGAAGAGGGUACGUGUACAAUGGUGCUGAACGAGAAAUUUGGGAGCAUUAUGAGCGUAUCGAAGUUCAAUUAUUAAAAGCACUUUGCACUGAUGCGUCACCGACAGCCAAAUACUGGGAACCUGUUUCCACUUGGUAUUAAUUAUAAAAAAAAAAAAAAAAAAAAAAAAAAAAACUUAUAUAACCCCC